This is a messenger RNA of Menidia menidia (Atlantic silverside), 3072 nucleotides long. The record is from the annotation of a GenBank genome assembly. Lineage: Eukaryota; Metazoa; Chordata; Actinopteri; Atheriniformes; Atherinopsidae.
AUGGCGCAAAGUUUCCUUCCGCAUUCAGCGCAGUCUGGGGCUGACACAAAGACGAGAGGCGAGGGCGUCGUCAUGGCAGAGAUGGACCCUGAGAGUGCCACCCACACCGAGGCCAUGGUGGAGGAAGAGGAGCCCUUUUUCAGCAACCUGGACCUCUUCCUCUUCUCCUUGAUUAUCGGCAUCAUCAUUUAUUGGUUCAUGUCCCGUAAGAAGCCAGAGCCCAUCCCCGAGUUUAAGAAGCUUGACACACCAGCACCCACCACACGAGAGACGAGUUUCAUUGAGAAAAUGAAGAAAACUGGAAAGAACAUCAUCGUCUUCUAUGGGUCCCAGACGGGUACAGCAGAAGAGUUUGCAAACAGACUGUCCAAAGACGCUCAGCGCUACGGCAUGAAGGGAAUGGCUGCUGAUCCAGAGGAAUAUAGCAUGGGGGAACUUUCCCGUCUGUCUGAGAUUGAAAACUCCCUCGCCAUAUUUUGCAUGGCAACCUACGGCGAAGGAGACCCAACAGAUAACGCUCAGGACUUCUAUGACUGGCUGCAGGAGAAUGAUGACGAAGACCUCUCCGGACUAAACUACACCGUGUUUGCUUUGGGCAACAAGACAUAUGAGCACUACAACGCAAUGGGAAAGUAUGUGGACAAAAGGCUAGCAGAGCUGGGUGCCAAGCGAAUCUUUGAUCUCGGUAUGGGAGACGACGAUGGCAACCUGGAAGAGGACUUUAUUUCAUGGAGGGAGCAGUUCUGGCCUGCUGUGUGUGAACAUUUCGGAGUGGAGGCGUCAGGAGAUGAUUCGAGCAUCCGACAGUACGAGCUGAAGGUGCACACCGACCUCAACAUGAACAAAGUCUACUCGGGGGAGAUUGGCCGCCUGAAGAGUUUUGAGGUCCAAAAGCCGCCCUUUGAUUCUAAAAACCCUUUCCUGGCCCCAGUCACUGUCAACCGCAGACUCAACAAAGCUGGUGACCGGCAUCUUAUGCACCUGGAGCUGGACAUCACAGGUUCCAAGAUCAGAUAUGAGUCAGGAGACCACGUUGCUGUUUUCCCCACAAAUGACACUGGGUUGGUGAAUAGGCUGGGAGAGGUUCUUGGCGUGGACCUUGAUGUUGUUAUCUCUCUCAACAACCUUGAUGAGGAGUCAAACAAGAAGCACCCUUUCCCCUGUCCCACCACCUACCGCACGGCCCUCACUCACUACUUGGACAUUACUAACUCUCCUCGCACCAACGUCCUGUAUGAGCUGGCUCAGUACGCCUCCGACACCAAAGAACAGGAGAACAUGCGCAAGAUGGCGUCCUCCUCCCCUGAGGGCAAAGCUCUCUACCAGAGCUGGGUCUUGGACUCCAGCAGAAACAUACUCGCCAUCCUGGAAGAUAUGCCCUCUUUGAAGCCUCCCAUUGACCACCUGUGUGAGCUGCUGCCUCGUCUCCAGGCGCGCUACUAUUCCAUCGCCUCCUCCUCUAAAGUUCACCCAAACAGCAUCCACAUCUGUGCCGUGGUGGUGGAGUACGAGACCAAGACAGGUCGCGUCAACAAAGGAGUUGCUACCAACUGGCUGAAAAACAAGCUAGUGAACGGCCACAAGUCAACUGUUCCCAUGUACAUCCGCAAGUCCCAGUUCCGCCUGCCUUUCAAAGCCACCAACCCCGUGGUCAUGAUCGGGCCCGGGACUGGAAUCGCUCCAUUCGUCGGCUUUAUCCAGGAGAGAGGCUGGCUCAAGCAGCAAGGUAAGGAGGUCGGAGAGACAGUGUUGUACUUCGGCUGCAGACACAAGAACGAGGACUUUAUUUACCAGGAGGAGCUGGAGGAAGCAGAGAAGAACGUAGUCUUAACACAACUCAAUGUGGCCUUCUCCAGAGACCAGGAGCAAAAAGUGUACGUGCAGCAUCUCCUGAAGAAAAACAAGGAAGACCUCUGGAAGCUGAUUCACUCGGACAAUGCUCAUAUCUACGUCUGCGGGGAUGCAAGUCACAUGGCUAAGGACGUGCAGACGGCUUUCCAUGAGAUCGCAGAGGAAGUGGGAGGCAUGACGCGCACUCAGGCCACAGAUUAUGUCAAGAAACUGAUGACCAAGGGACGCUACUCACAAGACGUGUGGAGUUAGAGAACCUCAGAUCCAGUCUCACUCUUUACUGCUAAAGUGGUAGUUUUUAAAGUUUCUAUUUUUACUGUCUUGUUCAGUACUGAAUGCAACAACAUUCAUCUCUGGCUCAUACUUACCAAGGUUCAUGAGGGCUACAUGUAGCAGAGAAUCAUGAGGCACACCCUACCUCAGCAUUCAACAAGUCUGCAACGGUUUUUUUCUCUGUAGUUACCAGAGACCAUCGAAUGUCUCUGAAAUGAAUAAUCAAACAAGAUAUUGUAACAGGAUGUUUUCUCCAGCUCUUCAAGAGCUUUGAGGUAAAAGUAAAAAAUCUGCUGGUUUGAAAUCCCCGCAACCAUUUUCAGAUCAUAGCAAUAAAUACAGAAAUAGGUUGUUUUGUUUUAGAUGUGGUUUUGAUCAGACUUCAUGUCACAACACCUGGGACAUCGUGGCAUCAAGUAGGAGGAGAUGUGGAGGGUUGUGUGCUCCUGCUGCAGUGUUCAGAGCAGCUUUGACAGGAGAGGGUGCUUCUUUCACUUUUCCUUCUGUGCUGCGUUAUUAGCACUUAAGAAGUGCUGAAAACUCGUAAGAUCCUUCUAAAUGCGUCUGAGGAAAAUUCUAAGUGUCAACAGCUGGCACCAUAGGUACAGUUAUGUCUACCAGUGACAAGGGAGUGGGCCUUUUUAUGCAUAAGUUGCUGAAAUGUUUUUUUAUUAGCAACAAUUACCUUAGAGGCGCUGGGGGAUGGUCAAAGAUUUUUAAAGAACCAUGAGAUUAUGUGCAUUUUGUUUUCAUCAAAAGCUUGCUUUGGAACACGAGGAAAAUAGUUUGAAAUCCUGUGAUAUUUGUGAAAUGUUAAAGUAGUUUAAAGGCUAGAUUCAAUAUCAGGUCACGGCCCCCGAAAUACUGUUUGAUUUUCAUGCAUCUGCCAGCAGAGGAGUAUGAGUUAAACUGACGACACAACCUCGCCUGUUUCAUUCUGAGUUGGGU